Amaranthus tricolor (Joseph's coat) is the source of this 3164-nucleotide messenger RNA. RefSeq names its product telomere repeat-binding protein 3-like. The transcript is spliced from 10 exons. The record is from RefSeq and is a predicted model, not a curated record. The coding region runs from base 374 to 2395 and encodes 673 amino acids. NCBI's taxonomy places the organism in Eukaryota, Viridiplantae, Streptophyta, Magnoliopsida, Caryophyllales, Amaranthaceae. Gene Ontology annotation, molecular function: protein binding.
GUCCCCACAUCAAACCCCUAUAUUUUAGAGAGAAAAUCUUUCUAUUUUUUCUAGAGAGAGAAAAUUAAACCAAAAAAAAUUAAAAUUAUAAAAACUGAUUUUUCUUCUUGCGUUCGUUAACUGAAAUGAAAUGAUCAUCAAAAAAAUUAUUCAACUGAAUUUCAAUUUCCUAAAUUCUUAUUGAAAAUUUUAUUUAUUUAUUUGAAUUUGCAAAUAAACAUGACAUAAUUAUAUUGAUUGUUUGUGAGAGUUGUAGAUGAUUAGGUAGAACCGUAGAAGUUGAUUAUCAGAUUAUUGAACGAAGAUCGUUUUUGCUUGAUUUUGAGAAUCUGUGCAUUUGGCUGUGGCUGUUUCUGGAAUGUAUAAUUGAAAUAUGGUGGUUUUGAAGAGGACAUUGGAUCACGGAGUUAUUAGCUACCAUUCUUCUACAAUACCGAGAGGACCUAGAUCCGCGAGAAAAUGGAAGUUUCCACAGAAAAUACAUAAAGGUCGCGGACUAAGUGCAUUUGAUUUGCUGGCUACGGUUGCUGGAAAGUUGCUAGAAGAAAGUGAAUGCUCUUCUGCUUCGAGUAGUGCGGCUGUGGGAUUUGAUCGGUGUGGAAUUGAUAAAGUUGUGAUUAAGAAUGAGCCUCGAGAUGUUGAUAAGGAAGGGGAUCAUGAUGAUCAGGGUAGCUCUGAAGGUAGUGUGUUUUUCUCUGGUCUUCAAAAGGAUGUUUGUAUAGGGAAGCUUGAGACGGUGAAUGAAGUGAACGUUGAGCUUGCUUCGCCUUUGGCUAGUUCUGGGUGUUCUGAGAAAGUUGAUUCUGAUAUGAAAUUGAUAACUGGAAAAAGCACCGAUUCAUUUGUAAAUCAUUCUUGUAAAUUAGAUGGAGGUUCCCCAAAACGUGGGGAGACUGAUGAUACUAACAUAAAAAAAAGGCUCCUUAGGCAACUAGACACAAACUUGGGUGAAUCUGGAGAUACCACUGUGGCUAACAAGUCUCCUGCGCCAACUAACACUGAGGAAGAUAUUGAGUUAACCCUCUGCAGGGGUUCUAAUCCUAAUACUUCCUUUCUGAAACAUGGGAACAAUGUAAAAGUAAACUUUAAAGACACCAACGAAAUAAUUUCUCAGUGCUCUCAACCUAACAACAUGACGAAGGCAUUUAGAUCGCCAACAAGUGUAAGAGAUUUUAAACUGUCGACAUCUAAAUACUGGAAGACAGCUCCUAAACUGAAGGAUUAUGAAGAGUCUGACACAGAUGGUAUAGCAAAGCACACCCAGCCUAGCCAGAGAACCUAUAAUGAAAUAGAAAAGUCUCAGCGUCCAUUAAAAAAACGAAUAUUGUUUCAUCCUAGCUCAGUGGUGACUUAUGAUGGAGGUAUCAGUAGUGAGAGUGUUACUAACUCACCUGAGAAAGGCAUAAUUGAUGAGAAGAAUGCCUUGGCUGCGAAACUACAUGAAGAAAAAGGGACACCCUCUUCAGGGUUUUGCGGCCAAAAAUCUUCUAAUUCAAGAAACUCUCAUGUGCGGCUUAACAUCAAGUCCUUCAAAAUCCCCGAGCUUUUUAUUGAGGUUCCAGAGAGUACAACUGUUGGUUCACUAAAGAGGACUGUUUUAGAGGCUGUGAAUGCCAUACUUGGUGAUGGAUUACGUGUUGGUGUACUUCUCCACGGAAAGAAGAUUCAAGAUGACACCAGAACCUUACUUCAGUCUGGUAUAUCUCAAAGUGAUGAUAUCAAUACAGUUGGAUUUAUGUUAGAACCAAACAGCCCAACCCAACCUUCUCCACCUGUAGGCCUUGCAGAACAUCCUACUUCACUUCCAUGUGGCCCACCCAAGUUUGCGAUUAGGUCUCAAGUUAACACUAUUGUCGAUACACCAAAUAAACCUUCUAUCACUGACUCAAACAGACCUACGGAAAGUAUCAAAAGCAUUGUUCCAUCUCGUACUACUGAACUGACUGACAAAACUGUUUUCAAUUUUAAGGCAAUAGUGCCUGUUCCAGAAGAUAGAAUUGAAGCUCUAGCUGUGGUGCCUGUGAGCCAUAGAUCCAAACGUGCUGAUAUUGGACAACGCCGUACUAGGCGACCAUUCUCUGUUUCUGAGGUAGAAGCACUUGUUCGAGCAGUAGAGAAACUCGGAACCGGAAGAUGGCGUGAUGUCAAAUUGUGCGCAUUUGAGAACGCUAAGCAUCGAACCUAUGUUGAUUUGAAGGAUAAAUGGAAAACGUUGGUUCACACGGCAAGAAUCUCACCCCAGCAAAGAAGAGGAGAGCCUGUUCCACAAGAACUUUUGGACAGAGUUUUAUCUGCUCAGUCUUACUGGUCUGAGCAUCAAGCCAAACAACAUGGAAAACAACAGCAUCAUCAUCCACAGGGUAUCAUACCUAAACUUACAAACUCCGUCGCCUAAAUUAUUAAUGGCGAAUUCAUUUUUUACUUUGUAGAUUUCUAACCUUUGUGUUGUAGAAAAAAAAAGCGAUACAUACAACUUACAAGGGGGACAAUAUUAUUGUAGAAUUUUACGAAACUUUCAUGUAGUAAUUUCCAUACCGAUUAUUUUUAGAGGUCGCUUGGAUUGAGAGUAAAUGUUUAAAGGGGUAAAUAAAAGUCAAACUAGAAAAACAAAGUUAAUUAGAUUAAUGAUUAAAGGAAUUUGAUUGUUAGAGAGGGGGAAGAAUUAAUUAGAAGGUAAUGAAAAAUGAAAAAAAUAACAACUAGUUUCCUUAUUUUUGGUAUAAAUUUACCCUAAAGAAGGAUAGGAGAAUUCUUUAUUUCCAAAUGAGGAAAAUCAAUUUUUUUUUAUUAUCUUUUUAAUUCACUUUCAUUUACCUUUAUAACAAUUAUUUCAAUAACUUUAUUUGCAUCUCUAAGUACCUUUGUUACAUUAAUUUGACUUUUUUAUCCCUUUAAUAUUUAUUCUCAAUUUAAGCGAGCUCUUAUGUACCAUUAUUCAUUGCCAAUGACCGUAUAUAGUUGGGAAUACGGCUUUGCUUUGACAUUGUUAUAUUCAUUGCCAAUGCCUCACAAUUAGUGUAGAAGCUUUGGCCCCUUUGUAAAUGAUUUGUAACAGAAUAAGAGGGUAUUUUCCAAAUUGGAAAACCCCUUUAUUUCAUUUUUUGUAAAGACUAUAUACUAUUAAUAGGGUAAUUAAAAAUUAAUGAAGUUGAAGAUUUCAAUAA